GGGCGGUGACCGUCUGAAGCUGCCGUAUGGGUCUGGCGGAGGUAGAGACAUCCGGGUACAGCUGACUGGUCUAUAUGGUGGAAGUCAUUCUCUUUGCCAAAAGGAACUUUCGACUGCUUCCAGACUAAAUAACAGGAAGAUGUGUGAAGUAGAGAUUGGCACUCGUGUGUAUGCAAAGAUGUGUCUUCAUGCUGCAAGGUAUCCACACUGCACUGUUAGUGGGGCCCUUGUGGGCCGCAGAGGGAAUGGAUGUGUCACCUUAUGUGAUUGUGUGCCUAUCAAUCAUCUCUACCUUCCCUUGGCGCUCAGUUUAGAAGUGGCUCUCACACAGAUUGAUUCAUGGUGCGCUCCCCAAGGCUUGGUUAUCGCUGGUUAUUACCAAGCAAACGCCGGGCUGAAGGACAACAGUCCUGGUUGUGCUGCUCAGCGUACGGCGUCUCUAAUUUCAGAAUAUCAGGAAGAUGCUGUGUUAAUAAUGCUAGAUAACGAGCAUCUGUCUCUGAAUCCCGGGGUCCCUCCCCUUACUGUUUUGCACCAGAACAGCAGCAAAGACUGGGUACCCAAGGAAAAGACAUUGGUCAUGUGGGGUCAUUGGGAGGAGACCCAACGAAUCACAAGGCAGCUUCUUCACGCUAAAGCCUAUCAACGACUGGUUGACUUUGACACUCACCUGGAUGACAUCAGGGCUGACUGGACCAAUCAGGAACUGAAUUUGGAAAUCGCACGUCUGUCUGCAGCAGCAAACGGCCGCACCUAGGUUUUAGGAUUCCUGCUUUGGGACAGGUUUGGGUUUAUCUGUCCGCUGUCUCUGCCGCUCCCAUUGAUGGGUGAAUGUACUCGUACAUCUAUACAUUUUGCACAUUUUAAAGAACAGAAACGCAUAUAGAAGUAUUAGCCCAAGAGAGGAUCUGGUCUUAAGUGAAGGUUGAUAC
Molecule: messenger RNA, 932 nt
Organism: Spea bombifrons (plains spadefoot toad)
Lineage: Eukaryota; Metazoa; Chordata; Amphibia; Anura; Pelobatidae
Gene: EMC9
Product: ER membrane protein complex subunit 9
Exons: 7
Coding region: 140-757 (205 amino acids)
Cellular component (GO): EMC complex
Source: RefSeq, a predicted model, not a curated record